AUGGACGCGGCUGCCAAACAAAUCAAGGGCAAGGGCGCAAUCAUGAGAUUAACCCAAUCUGGUCAAGGGUCAAAUGAUUAUGCAUUGCAUACACAGGAAAACCCUCUCAAGUCCCCAAUUGAAAGUCAGAGAAAGCACAUCGACGCAAUCCGGCUUGCCAAAAUCGUUGAAAUGCGUCCCAAAGCUAUGCCAUGCUUCUACUCGGCAAACAUGCAAGAUGAUUCUAAGAUGUUCUCGGGAGGGCAAAACCGAAUAAUCUAG
Messenger RNA from Sclerotinia sclerotiorum 1980 UF-70, 261 nucleotides. RefSeq lists its product with no specific name. The record is from RefSeq and is a predicted model, not a curated record. Lineage: Eukaryota; Fungi; Ascomycota; Leotiomycetes; Helotiales; Sclerotiniaceae. The coding region runs from base 1 to 261 and encodes 86 amino acids. The transcript is spliced from 3 exons.